GCCAGAGACCGACAGCAGCUCCUUCCUCCUCCUCCUCAUCUUCAUCUUCAUCUUCAUCUUCGUCAUCCUGAAGAGCCAUGAUCGACCAACGCUUCGUGCUGAGCGCUCGCGUGCUGGGCAGCGUCCACAGAGACUCUCCAAAACUCAAGAUGUUCAUGGUUUCUGUGCUGUGGUCGGAUGAAGCCGAGGUGAUCAUCUACAGGUCUUUCAAGGAUUUCAAGACCUUUCAUGCAGAUCUGAAGAAGAGGUUCCCCAACCUGAAUCCCUUCAAGAAGAACGACAGAAUGAUCCCAAAGUUCAGAGGGAAAGCCAGGAAGAGCAGCAUGCCGCAGAAAGGCUCCAGGAAGUCGGUCAACAGGAUGAAGUUCCUGGAGAGCUACUGCGAGAAGCUCAUGAAGUGCGCCCCCGAUGUGACCCAGAGCUUGGAGGUGUCGCGCUUCUUCAACGCCAAGGACCACGACGUGCAGUCGGACUUCACCAGGAACAGCGUGGUGAUCCUGCUGUCCGAGGAGCUGUCCGGCGGGGCAGGGGGCGGAUCCUCCACCCUGCAGCCCGCCAGCACCGUCACCCACCCGUUCGUCACGCAGACCUACCGCUCCGUGGCGCCCUACGAGACCAAGGACACCAAGAACCGCCCGUUCAAGGUCGCCCUGGACGAGAAGCUGGACGUUCUGAUCAAAGACCCCACCGGCUGGUGGCUGGUGGAGAAGGAGGACAAGCGCCUGGCCUGGUUCCCGGCGCCGUACCUGGAACUGUGGGAGGGAGAGGAGGACGAUGACGACGACGACAUGUUCCUGAGCGGAGGCACCCUCUACUGUGCCGUGAGAAGCUACUCCACCACGAAGGCGGACGAGGUGUCCGUGCCCAUGGGCGGCGUGGUCGAAGUCCUGAGGAAGUCUGACAAUGGCUGGUGGCUCAUCAGGUUUAAUAGCAAGGCAGGUUUCAUUCCUUCGAUGUACCUGCAGCCGUACAACAACCCGCGGGCCGGCGUCUACAGCGUGAAGCGGACGCUGCACAGCUCCGCCCUCAACCUGGCUUCCGGCAGGAACUCUCAGGCGUCGUACUCGCCCGGCGUCCGAGGGGAAACCGGGCCGGACGACGUCUUCCCGUCGCCGUCCAGAUACCAGCCCGGCGCCGUGUCGCACCUCCACAAGGCCCGGUCCCUGGAGGUCCUGUCCGAGCCCUGGAAGCAGCCGGGCGAGCGGCGGGACGCCCCGGCGCCGGAGGCCGACUCGCGGCGGAUGAGCAGCACCAGCGCCGAGACCAGCUUCUCCGACUUCUCCCUGAGCAGCGACGACUCCACGGGCCAGCGGCGAGAGGCGCAGAGCUCCGGCGCCCAGACCGCCGCCGCCACGCCCAGGGUGCCUCCCAGACCCAAGACCGAGGAGAUCCUGACCCGCUGCACCACCCUGACCCGCAAAGCGGCGCUGGCCACCAAGGCCAGGCUCCAGCUGCCGUCUGACGGCGUCCACGCCCGCUGAAGCGGCUCAGGAGUUCAGAAUCAGACUCUGGUUUCUAGAAGUACUUCAGCUCCAACACGUUUAGUCUCCGUCUGGUUUUUAUUCUUUUUUUAAAUAAAUUAUUCUCUUGAUUAAAGAUAGAAGCGACGGUAGUGUGGAUGAGACUUAAUGUCCGCUGAAUACAGGAAAAAAAAACGACGCCUCAAUGUUGAAUUGUCGAUCAAAUGUAGCGCCGCGUCUUCACUUUUCACCCAUGUUGAGAUUAUUGUAGCUUCAGUGAAGCAUUUUAAAGAGAAAUGGGCGAAGCUAAAGCGUUCACGUUCCUCUCAGCCUCCGGUCGAAGUCCUCGGUUCUACUGCACUGUAUUGUUUCAACUUUUUACAUGAAUGCAUUAAUAUUGUCUUGGCUUUCAACGUUAGGAAGGCAUUGAACACUCGCACCUUUAGAGUUUGCUAGUGUGUAUUUUUCUUUUUUUUUACCGCUGGAUGUCUUCCCUCUUCCCUCCACAGCCAGGAUUCAAAGCUCAGAACUCAGGGUUGAGGCACCGACUCGCCACGCUUCUCACACAUGUGCGAUUAGUCAGCCUGUAAAGCAAUUGACCUUGUGGCCCUUGGAAAACCGCCUUUGUGACGCAAGUAGGAGCAGCAACAACAACAACAAUGCAGAGCCUUUAGUGCUCGGCCUCAGGGCCAUUAAACAGGCGUUUAAUUAGCUGCUGAUGUGGGGCACGAAGCCUUCCGGGUGUGGGAAAUGAGAGGAGCUUCGUGCAGGUAUCCUUCCUAAACCUGGCUCUUUUUUUUUUUUAAAUGGUUUGUUUUUGUAAUCUGUUGUUUGUGUCUUGUAUCCUGUAAAUGUUCAUAUAUUUCCACAAGAUAUCUGAAGGUCAA
Molecule: messenger RNA, 2347 nt
Organism: Salarias fasciatus (jewelled blenny)
Lineage: Eukaryota; Metazoa; Chordata; Actinopteri; Blenniiformes; Blenniidae
Gene: noxo1b
Product: NADPH oxidase organizer 1b
Exons: 8
Coding region: 78-1481 (467 amino acids)
Biological process (GO): superoxide anion generation
Cellular component (GO): cytoplasm
Molecular function (GO): protein binding; phosphatidylinositol binding; superoxide-generating NADPH oxidase activator activity
Source: RefSeq, a predicted model, not a curated record